GCAAUCCGUACUAUGUGGCCACGUGCCUACCAGGGUCAGCUGGAUGGUACUUGUCUGCUAGAAGUGAGUCGAGACAGAAGAAUCAACACGAGCUGGAAGGGCCUCUGGAAAUCAGCUGGGGACUAGAGACAGGUGUGCAGCCCUCGGUUUACAAAGGCUAUGAGACCAAGAGUUCCAAGACCUCCAGGAAAACAUCUCCCUGCUAAAAGGCUUUCCCAACCUUUAGAAAUCUAUUCCUUUCCCUCCCUUUCCAUCCUCUUUCUCUUGCUAUCUCUUUAUCGCUCCUCCUGCCUUCUUCCUUUCUUUCCUUCAGUAAACUUUUUUUGAAACGAUGAUGAGCAAAGGCCUGAUCCAGUCUAUGGCGCGUUUCGGUGGGAAGAUGAAUACGCCUUCCCAGCAGAGUAAAAUGUGAUUACACCAAGGACUGGUUCCCUCUCCCUUUCCCUGGCCAGGUCAGCGUCCCCCGGCGUCGGAGAAGGGGUUGGACCGCUCAGCGGGGCGUCAGAGUUGCCAGGCGCCCGGGGCAAAUACUGGCAGCCGGUGGCUGUGAGGUGUCCUAGCGACGGGGCGGCGGCAGGACACACACACCGCCCAAGCCCGGACGGUGGCCGGAGCUAAAGCCACCAUGGGGGACCGCAGGCGGCUGCUCCAGCCGGGGACGUUGGCCCGGGUGCGCGAGGACGUGAACUGCAGGUUCGGAUGUUUCACAAAGCACAAGAAUGCGCUGAAGUUCCCCACUUCCCUGAACAGCCGGCAGCUGGUAUUUCUAAGAAAGAGGCUGGAUGACUUCAGGAAGGGCAGCCCGUCUUGCACUGGUCUGGUGACUCAGGUCCCUGUGGAGGGCUUUCUGCCCCAGAUUUAUCACAGAGCUCCCCAACUGGCCCCAAAGAAGAGACAGAUCAAACUGCCCAAGGAAGCAGACCUGCUUUCCAAGCUCUCGCCAGUCCAGCAGGCUCAGAAGGCAUUCCUGGAGGACCUGGAGGCCCACCUGACCCCACAUCCCUUGGCGCUCUACCCGAAUCUGGAAGAAGCUAUGCCUGUCGAGCUCUUAUUAAAGGUGCUGGAAGUGCUCGAUCCUGACCAGAAGCUGGAGGACACAUGGGCUUAUUGUCAGGACACCAGGAAAGGAAUGAAAGAACCCACAAAGCUUUUUAAAAAAGGUUCUACCCAAGUCUACCUGGGACCUUCCAAGAAGACUUCUGUGUCAAAUGCAAGCCAAUGGCUUUAUGAAGAAAAGCCACAUAAAAUGGAUUUGCUCCAUGAAAACGGUCCUCGUCCUGGUCUUCACGAAAAUGUUCACAGAGCAGUUAAUGACUUCUGCAACUGGGUUACUACUUUUGGAAUUUCAGACAUUGAUGAAGAGUUCAUCUUGAAACAGUUUGACAUUGACUAUGAGACCAAACCAAGCCAUGAUGCGCUCCACACGAUGAAGCCAAAUCAGGUUGCUCUGGAGCUAAAGCGUAGUGUGGGGCUCAGUAAACUGCAGGAGCCAAAGUUCUUCCAGAAACCAGGCUAUGAGAGGAAACUCCAGAAACCACAGAAUCCUUGUAAGCCAAAGUGGGUGAAGAUGAGGUAUGGAGCGUGGUAUUUGAACCCCAAGUUGUGGAAAAAGCAAAGAGCAGACGAGCCUCUGGUUGACCCUGAGGUCUCACAUAAAGCUCAAGAGGAGAAUUUUAAAAAGGAGCUGCAGGAACAGGAGGAGUUACUUGCAGACCUUCACGGAACAGUUGCCUUUAAGGAUUUCAUUCUAAGCAGGGGCUACAGGAUGCCACGUUUCCUUGAGAAUAUGUAUAUUGGGAAGGAAUGUAAACGUGCAUGUAAUAAGACUCCUAUAAAAUGAACUCAAGCAUAG
Chlorocebus sabaeus (green monkey) is the source of this 1852-nucleotide messenger RNA. The record is from RefSeq and is a predicted model, not a curated record. NCBI's taxonomy places the organism in Eukaryota, Metazoa, Chordata, Mammalia, Primates, Cercopithecidae.